UACUCGAGGAUAGGCGCCGAGUUGUUGGGGCUUAUGAGGCCAAAUCGGUUGCGACCGGCCAGAUUUGAUCCUGAUUGGCCUUCUCGCUUCGUCCCACGUCCCCUGCACUGCAACCCACCCUCAGCCCACCGUCCACGCUCUGCACACGUCCACUCUAUAUCCACCCUCCCGCAUGUCCGCCUCUUGCCCACUGAUCGAUGUCACUGUGGCGGUGUGAACGUGCGCAAUCCCUGGAAUAAUUGCGACUGAUCUAAGGGACUUGUUUCGCGCUGCUUAACCUUCGAAUUCCAUGAUACCACC
This is a messenger RNA of Fomitopsis serialis, 300 nucleotides long. RefSeq lists its product as uncharacterized. The annotation marks the transcript as partial. NCBI's taxonomy places the organism in Eukaryota, Fungi, Basidiomycota, Agaricomycetes, Polyporales, Fomitopsidaceae. The record is from RefSeq and is a predicted model, not a curated record. The transcript has a single exon.